This is a messenger RNA of Lagopus muta (rock ptarmigan), 2949 nucleotides long. It is a transcript of the gene SLC39A3, whose product is annotated as solute carrier family 39 member 3. Gene Ontology annotation, biological process: zinc ion transmembrane transport. Gene Ontology annotation, cellular component: plasma membrane. The transcript has 4 exons. The record is from RefSeq and is a predicted model, not a curated record. NCBI's taxonomy places the organism in Eukaryota, Metazoa, Chordata, Aves, Galliformes, Phasianidae. Gene Ontology annotation, molecular function: zinc ion transmembrane transporter activity. The coding region runs from base 236 to 1183 and encodes 315 amino acids.
AGCGGGGGCGGGGGCCGUGCGGGGGCAGCCAGGACGGGGCGCAGGCGGGGGACGGCGCAGGUUUCUGGGCUGCCAAUAUAUCCAGGAGUCAGAGGAGCCGACCGCUGCGUGCUGGGAGGAGUGGGCUGAGAGGAGCACGAGCUACCAGCUCCAGGAGCUCCUUUCCCUGCACUUUGCCCGUGCUCUCUCUCCUGCUGAUGCACCGCUGCUCUGAGAGCUGCUGCAGGGCAGCACCAUGAAGAUCGUGGCAGCCAAAGUGCUGUGUCUGCUGGGCAUCUGUGUCCUCAUGCUGGCCGGGUCCCUCCUCCCCGUCAAGAUCAUCGAGGCUGAUUACGAGAAGGCUCAGCGCUCCAGGAAGCUCAUCGCCCUCUGCAAUUCUUUUGGAGGAGGGGUCUUCCUGGCCACCUGCUUCAACGCCCUGCUGCCCGCCGUGAGAGGAAAGCUCGAUGAAGUCCUUAAGCAGGGGAACGUGACCACAGACUACCCGGUGGCCGAGACCAUCAUGAUGCUUGGCUUCUUCAUGACGGUGUUUGUGGAGCAGCUCGUUUUGACCUUCCAAAAGGAAAAGCCCUCAUUUAUUGACUUAGAAACCUUCAACGCCGGUUCGGACGCCGGGAGCGACUCUGAAUACGAGAGUCCCUUCAUUGCAGCCCCACGGGGCAGCGCUCUGCACGCUGAGCACGGCCGGCUCUCCCACAGCCACGGUUUGAACGUCCACCAGCUGUCCCGCUCCAGCCCCCUGCGCCUGGUCAGCCUGGUGUUCGCUUUGUGCACUCACUCCAUCUUUGAGGGCCUGGCCCUGGGCUUGCAGGAGGAGGGAAGCAGAGUGCUGAGCUUGUUCCUGGGUGUUGCCAUCCACGAGACGCUGGUGGCCGUGGCUUUGGGCAUCAGCAUGGCCAAGGCCUCGCUGCCCAUGAAGGACGCUGCCAAGCUGGCGGUGACGGUGAGCCUGAUGAUCCCUCUGGGCAUCAGCAUUGGGAUGGGGAUCGAGAGCACCCAGAGCACGGCGGGCAGCAUCACUUCUGUGCUCCUGCAAGGCGUCGCGGGGGGCACUUUCUUGUUCAUCACCUUCUUUGAGAUCCUGGCGAAGGAGCUGGAAGACAAGAGCAGUCGUCUCUUGAAGGUCCUCUUCCUGGUGCUGGGUUACGCGGUGCUGGCUGGGCUGGUUUUCCUCAAGUGGUGAGGUGGGAAACCAAGCUCACCUCCUCCCCACACAGCCAUCCCCACCACCCAGGGGAUACCAGAGCUCAGCAGCAAAGCCAAACAUCACGGCCUGCUGGUAUUGCAGUACUGACCCCAAGGAGAACGUCUGCGUGCUCAGAGGGAAUGAAGAACAACGCAGCGCCCCAAUGCAGGUGCCUCAAGGUCCUGUUGCUGCCUGCUGGAUCUGCAGGUGCAGCAGCUCGUGCUGGACACAAACGCUGCAGUUCUGAGGCCGUGUCCCAGGAGCUCAGCACGCAUCUCAUUCCCUGUUGGUCCACAUGGCCACCCCCCUCCUCCCCGCUCCCCCUGCACUGCAUUUGGCUGCAGGGUUCUUCCCUGCUGCUCGGGCUCUGAGAAGGGGAGGAAUUGCAACAGAAGCGCAGGCAGAGGCAGGUGUGAGCACGGAUGGCACAGCUGCACUAAGCUGCUUUUGCUAGCUUAGUUUUGAGCAAAACCUGGUUGUAAUAGCUGCCAAAAAUAACAUCCCUUCUGGGGCUGCUCGGUGCCACUGCUGCCACAGCUCCGAGCUCCAUUUUGACCCACAAAUGGAGCUUUUCUUAGUGAUUAAUGAAGAAACGAGGCUGGGCUCUGUGCCCUGCACCAUUCCCCCCACCUCAACCCCGUGUUGUGCAUUCCCUAUAGAAAACCUCAGCUCUGCUGGAAAAGCCUCCCAUCCGUACCUGGGAGGCCUUGGGAUGCUCUCCUGCAGCCCAGGGUCCAGCAGAUGGCAAGAGAUGGGCGGCAGUGAUGCACAGCAGCGAUGUUUCCAUGCCAGACACCCACGUUUGAGUCACAGCAGCGAGGGGAGCUCUGCCCGUGCUGGCAGUGCUGAGGCUGUGCAGGGCCAUUUUGUCGGUGCUUUCAGGGAUAUUUCUUCCCCAGAGGCCGAUGAGCUGUAGGGCAGAGCCAAGGCUGCGCUGUGCCUGAGCGCCUUGCUGCAUCCCCGGGGCUCAGCACAUCGCAGUCCCUUGCGAUCCGCUCUGCUCGCCCUCAUGCUGAGGAGCUCAGCGCUGCUCUCGCAGGGGCUCUGCUUCCAUUCUCCGUGGCCAUCAGUCGUGCAGCAGCUCCCCCAGGCAGAGCAGAGCUCCUGGAAGCACUGAUGGGAUCCUAAGGACGUGGAGAAGGGGCUGAGCCGUGCUGCAAUGAGCCGAGCAGCAAGAGGGAUGGGGGAGACUGCGAGGCAGCAUCUUGGAGCAGCGGUUGGCACAGCUGCAGCAUAUGGAGGCUGAUGAGGAUCAUCUGACAGGGCCUGGUGCUCGGUGCUUUAAUUGCUGCGGCGCACCGAAGUCAAUUAAUCUUGCUUUGAAGCAACCUGGAGUGGCGAAAGGGGGGGGGGAGGAGAGGAAGGGAGCGUUAUUUUAGGCCUGGGCUGGCACAGAUCAGCAGGGCCUGAUGAGAAUCUCAUUUGUCUCCAUGCAGCGAAUCCGUGUGUGUUAUUGCACCUCUGCCGGGCAGCGCACAGCAGGGCUGAGCUCGGGCAUUUCCCCACUCGCUGAGCAGCAUUUCCCCACUCACUGGGGGUCCCUGGGGUGCUCUGCAGUGGGACUGAUGCUCUGAUGUAUGGAAUGGGGAAAGAUGAGGCCCUCCCGACGAAGCCCCGCUCUGUGCUGUGUGUUCCUGGGAAGCCCCCGCAGCGCCCGGCAUCGUGGGGAGCUGCGGAGUGAAUGAACGGAGGAGGAGCCGCAGUGAAAAUGCUGAAGGGAACUCAUUCAUCCCCUGCAAUGAGCGGCAUCUGAACGGCUGGUA